Capsicum annuum is the source of this 258-nucleotide messenger RNA. RefSeq names its product zinc finger A20 and AN1 domain-containing stress-associated protein 8-like. The record is from RefSeq and is a predicted model, not a curated record. The transcript has a single exon. The coding region runs from base 1 to 258 and encodes 85 amino acids. NCBI's taxonomy places the organism in Eukaryota, Viridiplantae, Streptophyta, Magnoliopsida, Solanales, Solanaceae.
AUGAUACUACUGAAGCAGGAACAUGCAAAGCUUGCAGCUGCAUCCAGCAAAGACGUCGUACGCAGAAGCUCAAGCAGCGAUGAAUCAGAACUUGUUCUUGUAGGUGCCGCGGUUGCAUCUGCAGAUUUAGCCUCUCAGAUUUCACAAGUGAAGUCAAAAGAGGGUUUGAAAAAGUGCACAGCUUGUCGUAAGUGUGUGGGAUUAACGGGGUUUAGUUGCAAAUGUGGUGAUCUUUUCUGCGCAGUUCAUCAUUAUUGA